This is a messenger RNA of Empidonax traillii (willow flycatcher), 998 nucleotides long. Its product is annotated as putative coiled-coil domain-containing protein 195. The coding region runs from base 1 to 660 and encodes 219 amino acids. The record is from RefSeq and is a predicted model, not a curated record. The transcript is spliced from 3 exons. NCBI's taxonomy places the organism in Eukaryota, Metazoa, Chordata, Aves, Passeriformes, Tyrannidae.
AUGGAGGGAAAUGCCCACCUCCUCCAGGUCAUCCGCAAGAUGCGUUCCCAAAUCAACAAGCUGGAGAGGGAAAACAGGGCCCUGAAGGGAGAGCUGCAGGUCUGCGGGCAGAGGGUUAUGCCACCGGAGAGAGAGGCAGCGAGAGGAGGUGGGGACAGCGAUGCGAGGAGCCCCGCCGGUGAUGGGGAAGGACCCGCUGGCUCUCCAGCAUCGCUGCGGGGAAGCAUCACAGCCAGUCCCGCUCUGGCAACAAAGGAGCAGACAGAUACUGCCAUGACCGUGAGACGCUACCCCCCCAUCUCACCAGCUCCUGCUCCUUCCAGUGCAAGGUCCCGCUGGGCUGGCAGGAAACCUUCGAGCAGCGGGUUCCCAGAGGUGCCAGGCAGUGCCUGGCCACUGGCCCCUCCUGCUGCAGCACAGCUCACCAGGGAGGAGGAGAAAGGGCCUGAAAAAUCACCCUCCAGCUGUCUCUCCUGCAGCCACUCCAGCAACAUGAAGCUGUUUCAGGAACACGUCUAUAGGUGCAGGGGUAAAGUAAAGGCUGUCAGCUUCCUCUUACCAGUGGAUAUGUCACCAUUUGCUGAAAAGCAAGGUUCCCUCAAAAGCCCAGAAAACCAGAGCACAAAACGUCUGAUGACCAUCGCUGAAAAGGAUAUGUGAGCCAGUGAAUUUUUAAAGGCCUAUUGAUUCCCCCAGAUAAACUGGCCUUAAAUGACAGCUGUGUGUCAGUUCCCCCACUGCAAAAUGCUCUGGCAGGAUGCCCGCAGAGCAUCACCCAGCCUGUGUUUCGGGUCACGGCCCGAUGUUCAGAUGGAAAUGGAAGCCGUGGAAAAGGCGGCUGCGAGCCCGUACGCUGGGAUGAAGCCACACAAAGCGAAGGUACCUCCGCACAAUUCUUCUGGGCAACACAUCUCAAGGACCCCUUACCCCAGGACUGACGUAAACAGGCUGUUGAAGCUGUUUUUGGUGUGUUUUUGUCACAAAAAGCACAAUCUUUG